Molecule: messenger RNA, 1854 nt
Organism: Saccharomyces eubayanus
Lineage: Eukaryota; Fungi; Ascomycota; Saccharomycetes; Saccharomycetales; Saccharomycetaceae
Gene: CST6
Product: Cst6p
Exons: 1
Coding region: 1-1854 (617 amino acids)
Biological process (GO): regulation of transcription by RNA polymerase II
Molecular function (GO): RNA polymerase II cis-regulatory region sequence-specific DNA binding; DNA-binding transcription factor activity, RNA polymerase II-specific
Source: RefSeq, a predicted model, not a curated record
AUGUUUACUGGUCAGGAUUAUCACUCCGUAAAUUCUACCUCUGCCAAAAAAAAUGACAGUAACAAGCGUAGUCGCGACGACACAUCAAAAAUCAUGAACAAUAAAAUACCGCAUAAAAAUGCUUCUGCCGUUGCUGCUACCACUGCGAACCCUGUUACAGCUAGGCCUUUGGACCCCAGUGACAUGAAUUACAGUACCAAUAUGGCCGGUAUGGUUGAUCCAAUGCACCAUUAUACUGCAGCCGACAUUUCCGGUGGCGCUUCCGUUAGAAAUUCUUUACCGCCCCAAUAUGCUAACAUGGCAGUUGGAAACGCUAGUUUGCAUAACCAAGAAAUUAAUGCUAGUGCUAGCCCAAACUACCACCAAGCUGCAUAUCUUCGACAACAACAAGAAGAACAACAACCCAUGAAGACUGAAGACGAGUCUCAACUUUACGGUGAUAUCCUAAUGAGCUCUGGCGUUGUACAUGAUGUCAAUCAGGAUUUAGCCACUCAUACAAACAUAAACCAGCUGCCUUCUGGGCCCAAAUCUGUCCCAAACGAUGUCACCACUGUUCCAGGUAAUAGCGCAACCGCUGCAGCUGCUGCAGCUGCUGCCGCUACAGCUGCUGCCAACACCGCUAACACAAGUGCUUUAAAUAAACAAUUGUAUUUUAUGAAUAUGAAUUUAAACAACAAUCCACAUGCCUUAAACGAUCCGUCCAUCCUGGAAACUUUAUCACCAUUCUUUCAACCUUUUGGUGUGGACGUGGCACACUUGCCGAUGACAAACCCACCAAUUUUUCAAAGUUCUCUGCCUGGAUGCGACGAACCUGUUAGAAGAAGAAGAAUUUCGAUUUCUAACGGUCAAAUUAGUCAAUUGGGUGAGGAUAUUGAGACGUUAGAAAACCUACAUAAUACCCAGCCACCUCCUAUGCCGAACUUUCACAAUUAUCAGAAUGGUGCAAAUAAAAAUAAAAAUGUACCGCAUAGACAGACCUUCAACCAAAUAGCGCCAGUCGAUAUUCCGUUGUAUGGCGCAAAAAAAAAUACCAAUCCCUUGAGUGGCACUAGUUUGGCAGACCAAAAUGCAGACUAUACGAAAGAUYAGCGUCAGCAUUUUGCUGGCUCGCUAUCAAAAAAUAUUACAUCGGAGAGCGCAAGCGAUCUUGAGGGCAUGACGACAUUUGCGCCAACUACCGACAGCGGUAACUCAACGAAUAAGAACAUGAGCAAAUCUUUACUCAAAGAAUCUCACUCCAAUCCCAGUUUCUCCUCAAGAUCACAAGCAUCUCACAUGGAUUUAGCAAAUAAUGCUCAAGAGGAGCCAACCCCUGGUACUACGGCAUGGAAAAGAGCGAGGCUGUUAGAAAGAAACAGAAUUGCAGCUUCGAAGUGUAGGCAAAGAAAAAAGGUUGCUCAGCUGCAGUUGCAAAGGGAAUUUGAUGACAUUAAGGACGAGAAUAAAAUUUUGCAAAAAAAACUAAAUUAUUAUGAGAAGUUGAUUUCUAAAUUUAAGAAAUUUUCUAAAAUUCAUCUACGUGAACACGAAAAAUUAACCAAAAAUUCGGACGAUAAUGGUAGUACAAACAGUGGUAUCAAGAGCGAAAGCACGACUGUGGACUCAUUAAAAAUUAUUGAGGAAUUGCUGAUGAUCGAUUCAGACGUAACAGAAGUGGAUAAAGAAACCGGUAAAAUCAUUACAAUCAAACAUGAACCGUAUUCUCAACGUUUCGAUAGUUAUGUCGAUGAAGAUGAUAUGGAUCUUGUUGGUGAUAAACUCACAGGAAGUAGAAAUAAUUCAGAAAAUCAAUCAUUAGUGGAUUCUGAUAAGGAUGUGAAAGCAUCUAACCUCAAAGAACACGACGUUGUUUGA